Molecule: messenger RNA, 1698 nt
Organism: Lactuca sativa (garden lettuce)
Lineage: Eukaryota; Viridiplantae; Streptophyta; Magnoliopsida; Asterales; Asteraceae
Biological process (GO): root development; shoot system development
Source: RefSeq, a predicted model, not a curated record
GUCUCAAUCCCAAAUAAAAGAAUAGGGUUUAUAACAUUAAAAAGAGCCUCAAAUUUUAUGUUAGAGCCUCACCCUAAUUGAGCCUCUCAUAUGUGAAAGCUAUAACAAAUUUAACAUCAUCACUACAUUUGCUGUAAAAAGGAGCAUAAAUUAAGAAAAUCAGAAAACUAAUACGUGGACCUGUGAAAUCUUAACUAUUACAAAAGUGAAACGUUUCUUAAACAAGAACAGAACACAUUAUUUGCCAAUCUCUUGAGAUCUUCAAUGAUAUCUGCAUUUAUGUAAAAAGAUUCCACCUUUAUGAAAUAUGCAAUCUUGCUAAGACACGUAUAUGUAAAGAGAAACUAAAGUGGCACUUUCUCAGGUCAUAAAUACGACUCACCAUUAUUUGCCAAUAAACAAAUAUAGUGGCAUGUAUCAUUGGGGGAUAUAGUAGUGUUGGCCAAACUCCCAACACAACGAAGGAAUGCCCAUAUUGCUGUCAAGAACAUGCUUUACAUACUUGUACCAUGCUUUAUCGUAUAUCUAAUGACCAAUAAUGUCAUAUUCAAGUAUAUAUACCAAAGCAUAGAGGAUAAGGUUACUAUAACAAAAACUCCUCAGCUUACCUUUCGACUCACAAAGAUGGCUGCUGCUUCAAGAUUUAGCAUCAGAUCCCAAACAAAGUCCAUUAGCUUGCCUAGCAGAUCGCAUCCGACCACUCUUCGAAUCGAAGAACUGCUCAACAAGAUCAAAGCAACAACAGCAUCUACAGAGACAAUCUGCAGUGGUUUAUCCCAACUGACAGGAUUGUACGAAUGCAUGGAUGAGCUACUAACUUCCUCAACCACCCACGUUUUGAUGUCUCGACAACAAAACAAGAAAUGGGUCGAUGAGCUAAUGGAGGAAUCUGUGAUGCUCUUGGAUGUUUGUGGCAAUAUAAGGGAUAUUCUAUCAGAAAUCAAAGGCCAUACUAGGGAUCUUCUUUGUGCUCUACGGAGGAGAAAGGGAGACUUGAAUAUCCAAAACAGCAUAACAAAGUACAAUUGCUUCAGAAAGAAGAUGAUAAAAGACGUUAGAAAAUUAGUUGCUAGUUUAAAGCAAUUCGAUAACGUGACCACUGGUGACUCAGUGGUGGUUGAUUCAGAUAACCACCAGCUUGCCGCAACGAUCAAGGCGGUAUUGGGCGUUGUUGAAAUGACGAUUUCGGUUUUCAACUCUUUCUUAAUGUUCUUAUCUGUGCCGAUUUUGAAGGCAAACAGAUGGUCAUUUGUUGUAUCGAAGUUGAUACACAAGGGGAUUGUUGCAUGUGAAACUCAACAAGAACAUGGAAUUCUGAAUGAAUUGGAAAGUGUUGAUUCUGCAUUGCAAAGAUUAUGUAAACAUGGAUCGUUGAGUGGCGAAGGGGGGAACGUGGAGAUUGCUCAAUGUCGAUUGCAGAGACUGGGAGUUCAGAUUGAAAACAUGGAGAGUGGGUUCGAAUACAUGUUUAGGUGCUUGAUUCGAACCAGAGCUUCUCUUCUCAACAUCGAAAACAUGCAUAUGCAUUAACUUUUUUAGCGGAUAUGCCUAUGCUUUCGAGUUUUUUAUUUGGAUAGCUCAUGUACAUUCGCCAAAAUUUUUAGUUAUAUAUGCAAGUACAUAUGAAUAUGUAAAUAUACGUUGUAGCUUCUGUAUUACUUAAUGGACUUAUAAAACAUUAUUCACGUAAGUUAUAAA